AUGGACUUGCUGUCAGCCCCGGAUAGUCUCUGGCGAGUUGGAUUGAUCCUACUAGCUGCUACUGGAGUGUAUGCUGUCAUUAAUCGGGCGUUUGGCAGGUCUCUCUUAGCCAGAGUUACAUUGCGUGGCCGAAAACACUCAAUUGCCCGAACACCACCGCGAUCUUUCUCUCCGGAGAAGAAAGCCGCAACAAAACCGACUUCCCCAUCCAGCUAUGAAAAUGUGCUCCCACCACAACGCAAGCAUACUCUUGCUGAUCUUAGUUGUGAUGCUGCGCCCGACCGCGAUGUGCACGAAGAUGAAGUGCGUCGGAAUAUACUACCCAUGAGCGCCGACUAUACCACCAGCCCGGACGACAAGUAUACACCGAUGGGACUAUCAGUAGCAGAAGUCAAAUGUCUUGGGGACUUCCCAGACUAUUCGACUCUAAGUGGAGUGCCACUACCCACCCCAUAUCCAGAAUUCAAUAUUGAGAAGGCAUUGCCCCGGCCAUAUCGUCCAUUCCGGUGGGCGUAUCACCAGACCAUGUCUCUAAGCAAACUCGAAACAGACUGGUGGAUCGAGCUCGAGAGUACAUACAAGAGCCGCAUCGUCCAGCGUAAAGAACUCUACGCCAAGAACGGCAAGCAAGUCCUUGAUGUCAUGCCAGGCUCCGAGCUUGCAUGCAAGGAGUUGAUGGAGAUGGUCUUGCAAUUUAUCUGCGCCCGAUACCCACAGUACUUCACACUGGUUGACAAGCGCGUGCUACAGAACAAGAUCCUUGGUAUCGAGCAGGACAUUACAAGCAAGCCGCCUCUUGAGAUCCUUCUGGAUAACGUACCAGAAGACUUCGCAAUCAUGCUUCGUGAUGACAAAACCGGAUUCUAUUUUCUGCGUGCAGCGGUGAUCUGUUCAGCUCUGGGGUGGAAUGUCGCAUCGAAGAUUGGAAAGCAGCUGCAUGAGAUCCACGAGUCGAUUCCCGAUUAUAAGGAUAAGAUGCAGUUCUCCAUGGAUCGAUAUUUCACUAAGAUGCCGACUGAAAAGCCAAUCCAACGAGGGUCAUGGGGCCUGGAAAUUGGGCAGCCAUUAUACAUGCCGCCCGGGGACCCUCACGAACUACACCGGCUAUCUCAGCAGGCUGAUUUGACCCUUGAUCAAUGCCAUCUGCGCGUGGACUGGCAGACUCUUAGGCGCUUGCCAUUGUCCGGCGCGGUCGUCUUCAAUUUCAAGGCACUUUUUACUCCAAUUGCGGAAUUCCGUGAUGAGCCGGGGGUACCGGAGCUAUUGAUGAAGGUUUUGACAGAGGGAAAGAAGAAUCUCAUGGAUUACAAGAGUGUUUGGCAUGUGCAGCAUGUUGUGCUUCCCAAGUUGAAGGAAUGGGCAGAAGAGCAGAAGGAGAAUGGGUUAGUUCCGAAAGAGUGGGAAGUAUCUACCCUAGAUGAUAGUCCAUGGUUCAAGGGUUGGCAAGAGAAAUGGCAUCGGCAGCAGGGAUUCUAG
This is a messenger RNA of Penicillium coprophilum, 1476 nucleotides long. RefSeq names its product heme-dependent oxidative N-demethylase family protein. Bases 1 to 1476 code for a protein of 491 amino acids. The record is from RefSeq and is a predicted model, not a curated record. Lineage: Eukaryota; Fungi; Ascomycota; Eurotiomycetes; Eurotiales; Aspergillaceae. The transcript has 3 exons.